Messenger RNA from Aspergillus costaricaensis CBS 115574, 1665 nucleotides. Its product is annotated as Golgi transport complex subunit COG5. Gene Ontology annotation, biological process: intra-Golgi vesicle-mediated transport. NCBI's taxonomy places the organism in Eukaryota, Fungi, Ascomycota, Eurotiomycetes, Eurotiales, Aspergillaceae. Bases 1 to 1665 code for a protein of 554 amino acids. The transcript has 10 exons. Gene Ontology annotation, cellular component: COG complex. The record is from RefSeq and is a predicted model, not a curated record.
AUGGCGGACGGUGAACCCUCAUACAUAGACUACGAGGCCUUCCUAGACCCGGAAUUCUCACCCGCCUCGUUUGCCAAUUCCUUGGUUGUAGCCACCAACAAUGCAACAGACACACCGCUGGACCUUUCAACCCCGCUUUCACGGGUGUUAUUCGAUCUUCAGGAGAUCGACACCCACAUCCAUGCGCUGACCACUAAGUCUGCCCUCCCCCUACUGACGCACACGCGCGACCAGACCGCCGCAGCGGGCCGUAUCCUCAAAGAAGCCGAAGAGCAGAUCGCUUCGGUAACGCAGGGAUAUGAGCGGCUGGAAAGGGAAGUUCUCCGCAAAUGGGAAGCUGCCGAUGAGGCCAGGGUGGCUGCAGAGAAGUCGUUGGCUACUGUACGACUCGCACGAGCGGUUGCACGCUGCCUUUCUCUAGGCCGACAGCUGGAGAGCCAGCUUGCAGAGAUCGGGGGUCUUGAUGCCACAGCCCCUGCAAAGGAUGACUACCGGACGCUGGAACGGGCCGCCUCCACGAUUGUGAGUCUACGUCGAAUGUUCUCUGAGACGGCAGUAGGCGAGGAGGGCCAUGGACUAGACCGUGUCAAAGUCAUCCGAACACUGCGCAGUGAGCUUGUCAUUCCCGCCGAGAACAUGGUCAAGACGAGAGCACAGCAAGCCAUCGGUCGAUUCACCAUGUCGACCAUUGCAAGUGCAGGCUCUGGCUCCCAGUCACAAAUGAGUUACAAACAGGCGCGCGAUGCCAGAGCACGCCUCGUUUCUGCCGUCAACAUCUUGUAUCUGUUAUCGCCGGUCCCUAAGAAUGUCACCUCCGCAGCAAGCUUCCAGCCAGACUUGCUCCUCUCAACCCUGCAAGGAUACAUGCAAACGGCCAUUUCCUCGUCCCUGAGUAACCUCACUCGGGCGCUCACCAUGUUGCCCACUCUCGAGCGCACUCUCUCCGACCUGUCUGCACGCUGCCAGGAUGUCUUUGCCCUGGAAGCUAUUCUCAACAACCUGCGUCCACCCUCGCAUCCACUCUUCCCCCCAGCAGCACCUGCUGCAGCUGCAGCUGCUGGCACCCGCAACGGGGAACAGCCGGAACCACAGGUCCAAGCCAGUGGCAAGAAUAAUUUGCUGCAACCAUUGCUGAAUGCUCUUGACACGUCUUCCCUCCCAUCUUACUUCUGGCGAUCACUCGCAUCGUACCUCGCGGGUCGUGUGCAGGAAAUUAUCAACCGCGGCGGUGUCUCCGCCCGGACAUUGCGCUCCAAUCGGGACCGUAUCAAGAAGGAAGUCAAGGACUGCGUUCUGCGGGGCUCGCAGCUCCCCACGUCGAUUCUCGGGACUGAGAAGCGACUGGGGGUGGACUCGGGAUUGGAGAGGAGCUGGGAAAGGGAAGCAGCUGUUAUGCUACCAACUAAAUACAAUAACGCCAUAAUAUACCCUACCACAAACCAUCAAACACUUAUGUAUGCACAUCAAAGCAAGCAAACAAGCAAGCAAGAAAGAGUACAUACUUUUAGAAUGGAUUUGCUUUUUUGCCACUACAGUAAUGCGAGGAUUGUUGGUUGGUUGGCUGGGUUGAUGUAUGAUUCUACAGAUGAUAUCUAUGGCUGGAGAUAUAUAUUCUUCGGCGGAAAGGGAUUGAUCAAGGACGGAUGGAAGGAAAGCACCGUUUAG